Molecule: messenger RNA, 1578 nt
Organism: Limanda limanda (common dab)
Lineage: Eukaryota; Metazoa; Chordata; Actinopteri; Pleuronectiformes; Pleuronectidae
Gene: lrrc14b
Product: leucine rich repeat containing 14B
Exons: 3
Coding region: 1-1578 (525 amino acids)
Biological process (GO): negative regulation of cell differentiation; negative regulation of DNA-templated transcription; negative regulation of apoptotic process
Cellular component (GO): cytoplasm
Source: RefSeq, a predicted model, not a curated record
AUGAAGUCCCUAGGUUUCCUCGCUGCAGAGAGUUUUGUCCAGACUGGUCCAACCGCUCUGGAGAACCUCAACUGUUUGUCUUUUAAUCUCUACCCACUUCUCUUCAAGGCCUGCUACCUCCACGAGCAGGCCGACCUGCUGCGUGCCCUGGUCCAGACAUGGCCUCUUCCCGAGCUCAACAUGCAGAGGCUCCUGGGAAAAACAGUCGACUGUCAGACGGACCUCACCUCAAGCACCUGUCGGCUCUGUCUGGUGGCGUUUAUGACCGGCUUAAAGGAUUACGUUCUGUCUCCUCCAACAAUGUAUGCCAAGUGCCUCCGUGUGGUGGACCUCACUGGCCUGAAAGACAUCGAGCACCAAGACUGUCACUGCCGCUCCACCCUGGGUCGAUGGGCAAGAACCCACCUCCUGACCCAAAUCUGCUAUGAGAUUGUGGUCGCCAUGCAAGCCUUGGAUGUGUCCCGAUCUGCCUUCGACGUGUCGGUCGACGUCCGUCUGAACGGCUUUGUCACAGGCCGCAACUAUGAGCUUGUGACUCAAGCCUUCCUCCUCCUCCGCUGCUGUCCACUGAAGCUACGUUUCAUUGUUUUUCGGGCCGAUUCUCUCGCUCUUAAGCAGCUCUUCUAUGUUCUCCGGCUCGCAGAGCCCGAAUCCAUCACAAAGCUCGAGAUGGUCCACAAUGUUCCCCUGGAGGCCCCACAUCUGGAGGUGCUGCUGUCCCGGGUGGAUUUCCCUAAACUUCAGUCUCUGACCCUGCCGGCUGGGGCGCUGGAUGUUCGGAGGUUGGCCUCUGACGAGAAUCUGUUGGCCACCAUCGGAAACCUGCUGGCAAAACUGAGCCUGACUGAGCUCUACAUGGGAUUCUCCACUCUUACUGGACAACUACGCAGGGUGCUGAGUCCUCUCAACACACCUCUGCAGUGCUUAGAGUUGGCCAACUGCUGUCUGACCCGCACGGACAUGACGUACUUGUCCAACAGCCUCCACAGUGAGGCCCUGGUCCGCCUGGACAUCAGUGGACACGACGUCUUCGACUCCUUCCCCACUGGCUUCCACAAACUGCUCAGCCGCUGCUCUGCCACACUGGCCAGCCUGACCCUCGAGGAGUGCAACAUCGAAGACGAGCACAUCGACGCCCUCUCUCUCGCUCUGGCUCCCUGUCAGAUGCUGGAGGAGCUCAAACUCCUGGGAAACCCUCUGACCUCUACAGCCCAGCGGAGCCUAUUCUCCAUGCUGUCUAGAAGUUUUCCAAAGUUUAGGUACAUAGAGGUACCAGUUCCCCGAGAGUGCUACCCCGAGGAUGUUGCUUAUCCUCUUGAUGAUUCAGUCCUACUGAUUUACAACUGUGAGUUGUUUCAGGAGGUCAGAUGUCAGCUGCUGAGCAUCCUGGAGGGAUGUGGUAGGGGGAAUGUCAAGGUGUGCACACCACAUAUGGGGGUCUAUGAUCCAGACAUUCAUGAAACCAACAACGAGCUGGGGGUAUCCAUGCUAAAGUCUUUCAACAGUGUCAUGGGGAACUUUAUAGGAACCAUCGAGGAAGUGGACAACAGGAGAUCACAGGCUCAGAAAGAUGAUUAG